AUGUCCAUGGUGGACUCCUACCCCGACCUACGGGAUCAAUUGUAUGACAUUUUGCCCUCGACAAUUCUCACAGAUCGCCAAUACGGCAAGGAAAUGCGUGUUCGGCUUCGCUCUUCUGACAAAAUGAAAGAAUACAGGAAAGUAAGAGAUGAGGUCUCGGAAGCCUAUGCGAAGACAAGGUAUCCUGAAGACACUUUAAAACUAGACGAUCUAGCAAGGGAGUUUCAAUCGAAACUGUCUCUCGGCCCCUACAAUCCUAAUCGGUCCCGCAUGAUAUCUGGGAAGUCUUGGCUAGAAGAUUACUUGCUACAACUGAAGCUUCGCCAGUCCGCUUUCAAUGAAAUUCGAAGGGUGCAGAAAGCAUGGGACUCCUUGCAAAUUUCGACAGACUUGAGCCAAGCUGAAAAGGAAGUCAAAACUGAGGUGUCUGAUUUACUCACAAGGGCUAGUACUCCCGAAUUUCCCCACAAGUUCCAGCCGAAAUACGACCGAAUGACGUUGGGAGUGAUUUCUCACUUGCGCAAAUGGCCACUCAAAUUGGUUGAUCGCCCCCACCUUCAAUUUCCAGAUGUGCCCACAUUGGAUCGAUUUAAGGAUUCAAUUGACUGGGACAAAUUUGCUCUAGCCCGCGCGGUUCAAUUGAAUAAACAACCGGCCCCAGAGAAAAUUGGGGAUGAUGAUGUUUUGACGGUGGAAGAAGUCAUCCAAAAGUUGCGCCCGGAUUUCGACUUGGAGACAGAAAUGCAUCAUUACGCAAUGAUAAAAAUCUUCGAACGUCUCUUGACAGCUGUGCGCAGGGAAGCGACUAACCUUCUCCACAAACAAUUUAGACGGCAUCGCGCCACGCUGCUAGACUUAUCACAGAUGCAUUCUUGGUUAGACCUAAGUUUUUCAAGUGACACCAAACAAGAUAUUGCGUGGGUCGAAAAGAUUUUUAGUCAUGUUUACGACACAACUCCCACAAAAUUGAUUGAACAACUGAUGGGCGCGCCCGAGGAUCAAAUCGAAAUACGCGCAGCCCUUGACCGGAACGCUGAAUCACUUAUCUCCCUGUCCGAGAUCGACAAAAAGGCGCUCCGAGAUUCUUCAUCCGAUCGUCAAACCUUCCUAAAAACACUUGGUGAGAUCCAGCAGCACGUGACCCUCGAAGAUUACAUCGCACUAGGGACUAUCAGACAGGAAAUCGUCGCCGCAAAGACACCUGUUAACUACGCAUUUGUCGACAAAAUAUUCGACAACGGGAUGAUUGAUUCUGAGACCCAAUCAAAACUGAAAUCCGCGUCCCGAGAAAACUUCCUCAGAACCAAGUUCCUUGCGGUUCUGAUGUCUAGGUUCAAGGAGAAAGUAGUUGAAAAAUUGGAAAAAGCACGUCUUCAACCUGCAGGUGCCGGAGAUUUAAUUUUGGAUGCAACCGCUAUUCUGCUUGCCGAGAUAAGUGUCGAUCAGCUUGACAGGAAGGCCAAGAAUUUCUAUCUCACUCCGGAAGCGUUUCUGAACUCCGAAUACGGAUUUGAGGAAGCUUUGAGUUUCUAUGAUCCGGGCGGUCUGCAAAGUUUCAAUAAUAUUUACAUAGCUAAAAAGACGGUAUUUCAAGCCUACGCUGAUGGCUGUAUCGGCCUGCACCCCGCACUUCGACGUCCAAGCCAUUUUGACCACAGCUCAAAGAUUAAUGAACUACUAUCUCAAAUUAAAAUACCACAAUUUGGAAGCAGAUCGAGCACUCUGCUCGACAUGGGCUUUGGUUAUUUACCUGCCUAUCCCAAAGGAUCACCAAACGAACUAUUAGCCAAAAGAUUAAAAGAUUUUGACGAAAGGCUGUCAGCGAUCUACCUGCAACCUUUAGCAGUGCGUGAUUGGCGUUUGAUAGACACCCCAUUUGAAAGAUUAACUGAGGAUUCAGUAGCAAACCUGAAUGAAGUGACCAAAAAAAUUUACACUAUUCGCCAAAGACUGCCUGAACUGGAAGAGGCACUAGCGAAAUUGACUGAAGACAUAGAGCAAUACGAAGAAACAACUCUCUCCAGGAGGCUUGAAGGAGUGAAAAACACAAUGGGAUCCGUUUUGAAGGCCUUGAAGCGACACGAGGAGACCUUCAUGCCCUUACACACGGAAACCCAUGUAGAAUGA
This is a messenger RNA of Puccinia graminis f. sp. tritici CRL 75-36-700-3, 2127 nucleotides long. RefSeq lists its product as uncharacterized. The transcript is spliced from 4 exons. The record is from RefSeq and is a predicted model, not a curated record. Bases 1 to 2127 code for a protein of 708 amino acids. NCBI's taxonomy places the organism in Eukaryota, Fungi, Basidiomycota, Pucciniomycetes, Pucciniales, Pucciniaceae.